Doryrhamphus excisus (bluestripe pipefish) is the source of this 1631-nucleotide messenger RNA. RefSeq names its product THAP domain-containing protein 1-like. The record is from RefSeq and is a predicted model, not a curated record. Lineage: Eukaryota; Metazoa; Chordata; Actinopteri; Syngnathiformes; Syngnathidae.
AUAUUGAACAGACGUCACAAAACCACAUUACGUAGAAAACUCACGAGCCGUACGGUUUUGUCGCCGCGAGUGGUCACGUGACGCCCGCCAUUGUGUAGCACUACCUUGUUCGUUUGCGACUUUCGACGUUUUUACUGAUGGUUUCUGAAAUUUUGGACGCGAUAAGGCAUUAAAAUGCCCUACUGUGCGGCUGUAAACUGUUCCAACCGUUUGGCGAAGGGAUGUGGAAAAACCUUUCACAGAUUUCCGAAAAGUGAUUCUGCUCUUCGUCAGAGAUGGACUGCAAACAUGAGAAGAGACCAGUGGACGUCAAAGCCUUACUCCACGUUGUGUUCAGACCACUUCGAAGAGAAGCACUUCGAUCGUACAGGCCAGACAACGCGACUUCGGGCAGAUGCUGUACCAACAUUAUUCAGCUUUCCACAGCAUCUCAUGAAGACUGUCAAACAACGCAAGGCCCCGUUUCCCCCAAACGCCGCCCAACCAGAUGUUCAGUUGCAACAAAAGGAAGACACUCCCACCUCAACGACUGAUGACCUUUCACCUGCAUUAGAAGACGUAGUUUGUGACGCCCCAGUGAGCGCUGUCCCCUCACCACCACCCAGACCCGUUCCAAAAGGCACCGACGGACCUCCAUUAAUCGCCCCUGAAAUCCCAGCCAAGCAGUCUGAUCACGAUCAUUCGUACAGUAUCCGUGAAAGCCCCAGGGGUGUUAAGCGUAAACUUGACAAGAUGUUUGACCACAUGUCAAACAUGAAAAAGCGCCUGAGAACGACUCAGACCAGAGCACGCAGGCUGAAGAAAAGGGUGGAGUCUCUGCAGGAGGUUAUUAAGACGCUGAAAGAGGAGAACAUGCUUUCUGAGAGUGGCCUGGAAAUGCUGGAGAAGACCUGCAAUGUGCCUGCAGAAAUAACGAGGAGACAUGUCAAACCAAAGGGCCAUGAUGUUCCUUCCCUCCAGGGAAAAGUGGCCACCAAUAAAUCCACCAGCAUCUCCAAUAUAAAAAAAGGACAUGUUUAAAAAUUGUCGAGGGAAGUGAUGGAUAAUAAAAACAUGAAGGGGUAUAGAUAUAGGCAAACUCGGUUUGACGGGGCUACCUAUAUAUGCCUAUAUAGGCUACCUGUAUAUGCCGAUACACUGCGCACGCUGAGCUGCCAAGUUGUGCCACACAAGAUGGCGGCGUGUGCGCUGAAGCGCUGCGCGGUGGCGACACUGCGUUGUUGUUGUGUCCGGGUUUGAGCUUUCUACAUCUUUCUAGUAGCAGGUGGACAGGAAGUGACGUUGGGGGUUCAGGGUUGACUUUAAGCUUGGUGUGACUUGGUAGGUAGCAAUAGCAGCCCAUGUUUUUUUUUUUUUUUUUUUUUAGGUCGAUCAUUGAAACAGCCAUGUAGCUUGUCUGAUGCUUGUGUGUCCCACCCAACAUUAUUGUUACAUUAUUGACACCUAGUGAACACAUCAGCAUCUUCUAAAUGCCUUAUGUGGGUAUUAGAGUUAAUUUAGCCGUCUCUAUAAUUGGAUAUGCUCUAUUAAGGACUGACAAAAUAUUAUUUAUUGAUUCAUAUAUUUUUAAAAAAACGUGGAGUGAACUUGUAAAUUUGUACUUAUUUUUCUUGUAAAUUUGCCGUUAUUGG